UAGGACCACUCGCAUAAAUGAUCCUCGUGCUCGUUCAGUCUGUUUUGUGUUUUCUCGGGCGGGGCCUUUCUGAACUCUCGAGGAGUGACACUUAAGAUCGUCUGCAGUCAUGGUCAUGGAGUGGAAACCUAUGGAAAUAAACCCGGAGAUGCUGAAUAAGGUAUUAAGUAAAUUGGGUGUGGGCUCGAGUUGGCGUUUUGUGGAUGUUUUGGGUCUGGAACAUGAGUCUUUGUCAGGGGUGCCUUCACCCUGCUGUGCCAUGAUGCUGCUCUUCCCUUUAACGCAACAGCACGAGGACUUUCGUUCCAAACAGUCGGUUGACGACUCUAAAAGUGUAUAUUUUCUGAAACAAACUGUGGUCAACUCAUGUGGAACUGUGGGGUUGGUACAUGCUGUGGCAAACAACCAGGACAGUAUUGAUUUUGACAGUGACUCUGCACUGAAGAAGUUUCUGAAAGCCACCUCAGGGAUGUCUGCCGCAGAAAGAGCCAAAGAACUCGAACAAAAUAAGGCCUUCCAGGAAACUCAUGAUGCAGUUGCUGAUGAAGGACAGUGUCUGCCAGAGGGAGACAAAGUCAACUUCCAUUUCAUUACAUUUGUCAAUGUAAACGGUCAGCUUUAUGAGCUGGAUGGCAGAAUAGAUGGACCUGUGAAUCAUGGACCUACAAAACCAGAAAGCUUUGUCAUGGAUGCAGCAAGGGUGUGCCGUGAGUUUAUGGAACGAGAGAAAGGGGAGGUUCGUUUCUCUGCUGUGGCUCUCUCCAAAGCCUGAGAGGAGACUGACAACUUGGCUUGAACCAUAAGCAGUUUCGGAAAACCCUUCAUGCACAUACACAGAGCACAGAAUCCAAACAUAUACCAUCCCUUGAUACAUACUACACAAACUGUCUGCCUGUCUGACUGUGAAUUACUGUAAUUUCUAAUUUAUUUUAUUUUGUCUCCUUAACUACUAUGCUCUUUGUAAACAUCAGUGUUUAUUUUUAGCUCUUGUUGAUGUACCUCAUUUAGUUCUAGUUCUAAUAUUUUUGGGCACUUUUUUGAUGGGGGCAACAAUUAGCAGAAAUUUAAUGUAAACUCAAGCUUGGGAGGUGUAUGUUCAAAAUAAACAAAAACCAAAAAGGAUAA
Molecule: messenger RNA, 1125 nt
Organism: Carassius carassius (crucian carp)
Lineage: Eukaryota; Metazoa; Chordata; Actinopteri; Cypriniformes; Cyprinidae
Product: ubiquitin carboxyl-terminal hydrolase isozyme L1-like
Exons: 9
Coding region: 110-772 (220 amino acids)
Biological process (GO): ubiquitin-dependent protein catabolic process; protein deubiquitination
Cellular component (GO): cytoplasm
Molecular function (GO): cysteine-type deubiquitinase activity
Source: RefSeq, a predicted model, not a curated record